GGCCGACCGCUCCGCUGGUCCAGUCUCUCACGGUCGUCGCCAUAUUGCGACGAGCUUUACACGCCGUCAAACCGCGACGUGCCCCCCACACCCCUGUGCAGCUGACCGACGACUCCGACUCCGACUCGCGGGACUCGACAUAUAACGACACACGGACGCCGCACGACAAUGGACUGAAAACGGAACGACCGGAGACACCGUCUAAAAUAAUCAGCGUCGUAACGGUCUUACGGACGGUUUAGCCGUCGGCACGGACGCCGCCGCACACCGAGCGAGGUCCACCGCGCACGUCCUGCUGCAGGGAAGGACCCAUUUAUAUAGUAUAAUAUAUAUAGUCAGUGGCGGUGUUUACGCGAGUUUCGUCGUUGAGACACUGUUCCGUCGCGCGUGAGUGCGGAUAGGGUCGGGAGACGUACACAUUACGAGCGUGUAUAGAUAGUUACGGCGUAGAUCACAACCUACAUCUAUACAGUCACAAGGGACCGCCGACGUCCGGGAGAGUCCAUCGCUCCGCGGCGGAAGAAGCGAGCGGCUCGGGCCACGGGCGCAAACGAAUUUCGGAAAAUUGGACACGACAACGCAGAAUAAAAUAUGGCACCCGUUGACAAGUCGACCGAUGGAUCCGAUUCGGCCGACAAAUCGGGCACGGCGCCACCAUCGAUGGGCGAAAAUAAGACAGUCGGCGGCACAUCGGCGCUUGAACAGCAGGCCAAACAGGGCACGCCCGUCUUGUACGGUACCGGAUACGCCGAGACGACUAUGAGUUCAAAGCUAGAAAACGCAGACGUUUUAAAAACUAAACUCUCUGACAAAGAUUUGAGGACGCCGAGCAUACCGUUCUUCACGUCCACGCCAAACACUUUAACUCCAACGGAUAGUUCUGAAAUGCCGCCAUGGGCAUCUUGGUCUAUAAUAAUAGCGGUAGUAUUAUUAGCCGUCGGAUUCGUGGGCUUUUGCAUACACAGAUUCUUCAGGAAACGAAGAACAAAAGAUGGCAAAAAAGGAAAAGGCGUUGUCGAUCUAAAGGCUGUCCAACUAUUAGGUUCGGCCUACAAAGAAAAAAUACAACCAGACAUGGAAGAAUUGGCUGAUAAUGCGGAAGAUAUCGCGGAAGAAGGAGACAGUACGAAAGACGAGAAAAAGUUGGGAAGGUUACAAUUCAAGAUGGAAUAUGAUUUCCAAGGCAAUACUCUCUCCGUGACUGUGAUCCAAGCGGAAGAUCUACCGGCCCUGGACAUGGGAGGUACUUCGGAUCCGUACGUGAAGGUUUAUUUAUUACCGGACAAAAAGAAAAAAUUCGAAACAAAAGUGCACAGAAAAACACUGAAUCCCGUCUUUAACGAAACAUUCCAGUUCAAGGGGAUACCUUAUGCAGAUGCGAUGAACAAGACUUUAGUGUUUGCCAUUUUCGAUUUUGACCGGUUCUCCAAGCACGAUCAAAUAGGAGAAGUAAAAGUGCCCUUGUGUCAGAUUGAUUUGGCUCAGACAAUUGAAGAAUGGAGAGAACUGCAGUCGGUCGAAGGAGAAGGAGGACAGCUGGGAGACAUUUGCUUCUCGUUGCGUUACGUGCCUACUGCCGGAAAACUUACCGUAGUGAUAUUGGAAGCUAAAAACUUAAAGAAAAUGGAUGUUGGUGGACUUUCAGAUCCGUACGUGAAGAUCGCAUUAAUGCAAAAUGGGAAAAGGUUAAAGAAAAAGAAAACGAGUAUAAAAAAGUGUACCCUCAAUCCAUAUUACAACGAGUCGUUCACAUUCGAAGUGCCAUUUGAACAGAUACAAAAAGUCAAUCUGGUGGUGACGGUGGUCGACUACGAUCGCAUCGGUACGUCUGAGCCCAUCGGCAAAGUGGUGUUGGGCUACAACGCCACCGGCACCGAAUUACGGCACUGGUCCGACAUGUUAGCGUCGCCGAGACGUCCGAUCGCGCAGUGGCACACGCUGAAGGAUCCGGACGACGACGCGAAAAACUAAAAGAACGUUUACACAUAAGAACCGACCGAACGACAGAACAUCGCCGACGGUCAUCGUCAUCGCUAAACCAUACGCUCGUCUCAAUCGCGGAUAUUAUAAUAUAAUAAUAUUAAAAAAAAAAAAAAACAGAAACCAUUCCUCGAAACAACACGCGAUUCGGAAUCUAUAAAAUACAAACAGACGCCUAUAAUACCCGAACACGGGUACAACGUACACUAUAAAAUAAUAUCGAAAUAGACAAUUAUUACUGUCCAAACGAGGAAACGCGCAAUUUCGUGUAUUGUUAUAUUUUCGCAUAAACAUAUUAAAAUAUAGGUACGACAUCUGUCCAAGUGUCAUUAUACGAUAUAAUAUAUACGUACUUCGUGUCCGGCGUGUGAUCAUAUCAUCGAUAUUUCUCGUUCCUUGUUUUCACGCGGACUGCAGCGAUUUUAAUAAUAUUAUAUUGUGUAAUGAUUACAGUUGUCGUCAAUCCGUAUAAUAUUCAUCGUUAUACUAUAACAUAACCCCGAAAAAUUAUUUACCGUUCAUAAUACGUUACUAUACCACGAACUCGAUUCGUGAUUAAUACCAAAUAACACUUACCGGUCAUAAACGUUUACUAUGUUAUAAAAUAUACGUUCAUAGAUACACGUCCGAACAUGGCCUAAGAUAUACAUAAUAUAUUAUAAUAUGUAUAUUUUAGUUCAUACUUCCUGGUUACCCGAUGAUCGCCGUUUAUCGUACAGACUCCGAAUUUAGAGAGAUAUUAUUGUACCUACGCAAAAACAAACGCCGUCUUAUUGUGAUGCGUAUUAUUCAAACAUAAUUCAGUGAUAUAGGCGGGGAGGCCGAGGAAGCUGCACCUUUCCCAGCAAUUUCCCGAAAAUUAAAAAACGCUUAUCUAAAAAAAAAAAAAACGAGUAACCGUGUAAUAAAAUAUUGUCGUUUUUAUGAAGGUUACAGCAAAAGUAAAAAAUGUCAUAAAUCCACGGCAUCGGCCUACUAGAGAUCCCAGUUAAGCAUCCCCUGUUUAAUAAAUUAUCAGCCCCCUCCUCCAAAAACAAAAUUCUAGCAGAUCAUUCGUGUAAUUAUGUAUUGUACCGUUUGUACUCGAGAGCGAUACGAAAUUAUUGACGAUACCGAACAAAAACUAAAACUAACGAUACAUAACUGUAAUAUUACAAAAUACGUCAUAUAAUAUUAUAAUAUACACCGAUGUCUUCUCUGCGUUAUUAUAAUUAUAUAGGUAAUAAUAUUGCCGGUAAUAAUAAUAUAUAAUGUGUUGCCUAUAUAUCAACGCCCUAACAGGUAAUAUAUUAUACAUAAUAGGUAGGUAUUCUCAUCUUUUUUCGUUUUAUUUUCUCUUCUCUUCUUGUCUUGGCGGAAAACCUACUUAAAAUAAAAAAAAAAUAAUAUUACAUUAAUAAAUAUAUUAUUAUAUAUUAUAUAUAAAUUAUAAUAUUAUCUUCGUUAACCCCCCCGUGGGUGUUGUUCUAUAAUUUAUACUAAGCCACUGUUAUUCGCUUCAUGUAAACAUUAUUUAGUUUUAAUACACCUACCUACCUAUACCUAGUUCAGAAAAUAAUACCAUCGUAUUAUUAUUAUUAUUAAUAUAUAUAUAUACAUAUAUAUAUUAUAAUAUAUUAUUUAUAUUAAAUUAUAUUAAGUUCUCUGUGUAAAUACUAUUUUACCACUAUUAUUAUUAUUAUUUGUAUUAUUAUCAUUACGUUUUGUUUAAUCGGAUAGAUUUAACACGUUAUUAUAAAAUAGUCUUCGUUAUUUAAUUGUAAUAAUAUUGUUAUCCUCGGAAAGACACGAGAAAUGCGUUUAUUAACGAGUCAUCAGAACAAAAAUUAUAUUACAUAAAAAAAUACCUCGUCAUACCUCAUUCCUAUACCUAGUCAAAACGAUAAUACAAUAACACGAUUCUAUAUUAUAUCCUAAAAUAAUACAUUGGCAUUUUUUAAUAAACGCAUGUUUCUUGUCAAUCUCGUUUAUACUUAUUCUCUAUUAUAAUUUACCAUUAUUUCGAAUAAUAAUAAAUAAUAAUAAAAAAAAAAUGAAAACAAUGAUAACAAUAACACAAUAUUAUAUUUUAGUCAAAUAAAAUAUACCUAUUAAAUUAUAUUCGUAAAGAAAUGUACUGUUUAUCUUGUUAUUGUUACUUAUUUAUGUAAAAUAUUGUAUUAUAUUCAAAUAAUAUUAUUAGAUACUUAAUUAAUAUUAUAUAUUAAAAACGAAAUAAAUGAGUAAGUCUAUAUUAUAUAAAAGAAUAAAAGCGCGUAGAGCGGGAAUAAUAUACGUUUCGGUCGCAAGGCUCGAGAUUUUGUCUGUCAUUAAAAUAUUAUACUGGGCGCUCGCAUUUCCUCUUAUUUUAAUAUUGGUAGCGAAUAAUAUGAUAUUUUAGAAGGAUAGGUAUUAUACUGUUCAACAAUAAUAAUAUUAUCGGUGACUGCCUAUUUCAAAAGGAUACCUAACGUAUUUCAACUUUCUUUAUGAUUUUUUUUCUCUAUUAACGUCGAAAAUUAUUAUAUUUUAAUGCCCAUUAUACUCAGCUAGUACUUACCUGUAUGGGUGUUCACCAAACGGGACGGUAAAACAUUGAUCAGCCAAAAUUACGUUUUCAUCGCUUUAAAAAUGCCAUUAUAAUAUACCAUAAUAUAUAUUAUUAUGCAUGCAUACAUAUACAUAUACAUACAUAUUAUAUUAUAUAAGUUAAAUAAAAAUCCAACGUUCGAACGCAAGCAUAAUAUCAAUGUUACGUUUUACAUUACUUUUUACCCAUGUUGAAGAGAAAACGAGUCAUUCGUGUAAUUUUUUUUAACGGUAUAUAUAAUAUAUAUUAUUAUUAUAAAAAGCGAUGUAAUUUUGUAGGAACUUUAAGAGACACGAACAACUGAAAUACAAAAUAAUAUAUAUAAUUUUUGUUGAGUAAAAAGCAUUAUUUACAUAAAAUAUCAGAAACGUACUAACGAAAUAUAAUAAUAAUAAUAAUUGUGUUCCUGCGGGCCGGUUAUGCCGAAACGUCUGUAUUGAUAAUACAAUAUUGGUUAUGAAUAUCGUUUUUUUGUUAUUUUAUAACAAUUGAUUAUAAUUUUUUUUUUCAUAAGCUAUCCCAAAAUUGUGUUGUAUUUUUUGGUUUAAAAAUAAAAAAAAAAUCAUAAAAAAAUGUAUAAUAUAUUAAUAUACUAUACUGUAAUGUUGGAUAAAUAUAUAUGUUAAAUAGCGCAUUAGAACUACACUAAUAAAUAUAAAUAAAUACCUAUAUAAUAUUAACAUGUA
Aphis gossypii (cotton aphid) is the source of this 5235-nucleotide messenger RNA. RefSeq names its product synaptotagmin 1. Gene Ontology annotation, cellular component: synaptic vesicle membrane; dense core granule; axon. The transcript has 10 exons. Gene Ontology annotation, molecular function: syntaxin binding; calcium ion binding; clathrin binding. Bases 592 to 1971 code for a protein of 459 amino acids. Gene Ontology annotation, biological process: cellular response to calcium ion; regulation of dopamine secretion; calcium ion-regulated exocytosis of neurotransmitter. Lineage: Eukaryota; Metazoa; Arthropoda; Insecta; Hemiptera; Aphididae. The record is from RefSeq and is a predicted model, not a curated record.